Messenger RNA from Rana temporaria (common frog), 1798 nucleotides. RefSeq names its product WD repeat domain 43 (gene WDR43). The record is from RefSeq and is a predicted model, not a curated record. Gene Ontology annotation, molecular function: protein binding. Lineage: Eukaryota; Metazoa; Chordata; Amphibia; Anura; Ranidae. Gene Ontology annotation, biological process: maturation of SSU-rRNA from tricistronic rRNA transcript (SSU-rRNA, 5.8S rRNA, LSU-rRNA). Gene Ontology annotation, cellular component: nucleolus.
ACGCCUCUUGUAAAUAAAGACACGAAUGUUCUGAUCCCCGGGAUUCCCGGACACAGCGCCGCUCUGUCGGUCGCGUCUCCGAAGUCGGAUGGGAAGCGGAAGCCGGAUGACAAGGAGGCCACCAUCGAGGAGCGGCUCGGCUCCAUGGAUAUCGACUUUCCCAAAGUGCAGAGUAAAGGGGGACUGCCGCAGACAGACAACUUCUCGGUGCUGCUUGUGCAGGGCUUGGAAAGCAACGACCCCCAUAUCUUAAAUAAAGUAUUUCAGACCAAAAACGAGUCCUUGAUAAAGAAGACGGUGUCGCGGAUACCGGUGUACGCCGUCCUACCGCUGGUACACGAGCUCACCAAAAGGUUACAAGGACAUCCUUCCAGUGCGAUAUUGAUGGUCCGCUGGAUGAAGUCGGUUCUCGUUAAUCACGUGUCCUAUCUUUCUUCGUUACCAGAUCUGGUCCCUCAGCUCGGGUCCCUCUAUCAGCUCAUGGAGACGCGGGUGAAGACUCUGAACAAAAUGUCCCGGCUGAAUGGAAAGCUUUAUCUUCUCAUCACGCAGGUGGCCGCAUCUGAGAUCUCACAGAGGAUACAUGCCAACCAGGAGGCCCAAGUCGUGUAUGAGGAAGAGUCUUCAGAUGAGGAAUCUGGAGAGGAGCAGAAUACGGACUCUGAUGAUAAUUGGGAGGAGGAAGAAGAGGAUGAUGAAGAAUCUGAGACCUCGGGAGAUUCGGAGGGGGAGGAGGAGGACAUGAAUGUGGACAAAGUAAAUGGUGAUUCUGAUGGAGAUCCGGGGAAUGAAAGUGAAGAAGAAUAGCGCUUUCCCUGUAGAAGGGACGAUCGUUCUCUAGUGCCCAGACUGGCCGGCCCGUCGCUGUGCUGCAGACUCUCGGCAGCUGUGCUGGAAGAUUGGCGACGUCGGCAAGAUUGGGAAACAGACCAACCUACAGAAUGUUUGACCACAUCUGCCUUUUCACUGAGAAUCCCAUCCGCCCUCCCGGCUCCGAACCUCAACAACUGGUCCAGACCAUCCCCCGAUGUCUCAUCCAUAACCUUCGGUUCAUUUCCGUGUACAUGUCUGCUGUCAUUUCUACUUUUGUUUGUUUUUGUUUUUUGUCCCCUACCACGUGACAACACCCCCCCCGAAUCGCGUUCUUGGUUUCAUUUUGGUUAGUUGGCGGUUUAUUGGUAGCAAACCAAUUUUGCGGGAAAUGGCGAAAUUUCUCAGACAUUUCAUUAUUGUUCCUCGGCCUCAUAGAAAGGAACCGAACAAAACUUAUUUUCAAGCGGCCCAAAACCAUGAAUUUAUCUUUUAUUUUUCGGUCUCGGAUGUUUAAGCCAAUCGUGCGUGGAAUUCAGUCGCUGUCCGAUCGCCACUCGUCCAUUCUCCAACUAUUUAAUUUUUACUGAUUUUUACAUAUAAAUCUGUCAUUGGCUUUUUUUUUUUUUUGUGCAUUUAUUUUUAAAAAUGAGAGUAAACAGACUUCGGUUUUUGGUUUGUUUUAAAUGAAUCCUGUACAUUUCUGAAAAUGGCCAUUGAUACUUUCGGUGUAAAAUAAACCUUUAAAAAAAAAUAUAUAAAAAUUUUCCUCCCUUAAUGCAAAUUUUUUUUUUUCUUCAGCAAUUCUGGUUUCAUUUUUUUGUUUUUUGAAGGCUGAAUUUUGUGUUUUUAUUUUUAAGAGGCAACUGCAGUUGUUUGUAUAACCUCCCAGGAUAUAAUGUACAGUAUAUUUGUCUAUAAAGCUGUUAAUGGCCUCGUUAAUAAUGCCACCUUUGUAAAGUGAAUAAAAAAAAUCUACUUCUCCUUU